Molecule: messenger RNA, 1907 nt
Organism: Carassius auratus (goldfish)
Lineage: Eukaryota; Metazoa; Chordata; Actinopteri; Cypriniformes; Cyprinidae
Product: chromobox protein homolog 5-like
Exons: 6
Coding region: 305-913 (202 amino acids)
Cellular component (GO): nucleus
Source: RefSeq, a predicted model, not a curated record
GGCGCGAGAGCAGUUCACUCAGGCGCACGCUGAUUGGCUGGACGCGCCACUGGACGGAUGCAUGCGCGAAAGGCACCAAACUCUUGAGUGCAGGGGAAAAACCGCCUCAGCCUCCUUAUCAAACACGAAUAAGAAAACAUCGAAAAAUAUCUCAGGGAGCUCUGAAUGCUGUAAUCCAAGAAUCAUCUCUGCACUUUGAGGUCACAUCCUCCAAAUAAAUACUGUAGUGGGAACACUUUCCUCCCCCGGACCAGGGAGCCACACAGGUCACACUUGCUCAUAGGAAAGACAUUCCGAAUUAGCCAUGGGAAAGAAGAACCAGAACCGUGAAGAUGAUGAGGCUUCUUCCUCAGAGGAGGAAGAGUAUGUAGUGGAGAAGGUUAUGGACAGGCGAGUUUUUAAGGGCCGUGUGGAAUAUUUCCUGAAGUGGAAAGGCUUUUCAGACAAACACAACACAUGGGAACCAGAGAAGAACCUGGACUGUCCAGAGCUUAUCGCUGAGUUCAUGAAGACAUAUAAAAAGGGAAGCAGCGGAAGCACCCCCAGCAGCAAGCCCUCCAGCACAGGCUCUUCUGCGGCCCGUCCCAAAGACAGUAGCAGCAGCACCAGCAAGAGGAAAAACUCGGAGGAAGAGAACGGGAGCAGCAGCAAACCCAAAAAGAAAAAGGAGGAUGAGAUCCUUGUAGCAAGAGGUUUUGAGCGAGGCCUGGAGCCUGAGAAGAUUAUUGGAGCAACAGACUCCUGUGGAGACCUUAUGUUCCUUAUGAAGUGGAAGGACUCUGAUGAGGCAGACCUUGUGCUUGCAAAGGAAGCCAAUCACAAGUGCCCACAGAUUGUCAUUGCCUUCUACGAGGAGCGCCUGACCUGGCACGAAGACGGCGACAAGAAGGAAAAGAGCGCCACGGUGGUUUAAAGGGCAGAGGGGGGAGUCCUCCAAAUCUUAUGCCCUUUGUCACACUGGUGACACUCUCAUAGCCAACUUUAACGGACCAUUUAGUAAAAGAAAAACGGCCAGCAAGUACUGGAGGUUACAACCUCCAUCCACCAUCUCUCACCAGACAACCUGAAAGGUCGUGGCGAACGGCGGCUGCAGCAGAGCGGUGGAAUGUGAUCUCUCUUCUCUGAUCUUCCUUCUAAUUUGUGUAUUUGUGCCCCUUCAACUAUGUUCUUAUGAUGUGUUGUGCGCUAGUGUAGAUGUGAAACAGUGGAAACCCGUACAUGUCAAACUUUUAACUUUUUAUCAUUCACACGGUUGAUUUGGUAGUGUUGCUGGAAAUGACUGAAAACAUCAGUUGCGUGUGCGCUUAACAUUUAAAACGCUGGAUAAAGACGUGACAGCGUUGGUUUUAUUGCACAAGCUGAUGUCACCCACUUCACUGAUUUCUGCUUUUUUUUUUUAAACGGGUAGAAUAAAUUUUGCUGUAUCAUCAUUUUAACUUUAAUCAUGACCCUCGUAUGCCAAAAUCCUCUGAGUUUUAUUUUUAUUAUUAUUUUUGUUUCUGAUUGUCAGUAAAGCCACAUAAAGAAACUACACCUUAUAAUCGCUUCCCCAUAUUAAAUUCAGAACAUUGACGUCCUUAUUUUUCUCUGUUCUUCCUCUAACGUCUUUGUAAACUCCUACAUUAAGAAUUGGCCUUUGACUUACCUUUGAACUUCUCACUGGUGCUUGCAGGAGCGUAGUCUGUCGUCAUCAUGUGAGUGUGUAAGGGGACAUUUUUAUCUGUUUCGAAACACUUUUUCCAUGAUGCUCCAUAUGUUUAACUGGUAUGCUCCCUCUUGUGGCUGAUUUGGUGAACACUUCCUGUUUGAACUCCUGAAUCUUUCACGUGGUAGUUUAAUCAUAUGUUGGGUUCUUAUUAUUUUUUUAACAUAGAGUUGACUCAAUAAAAUGGUGUUUAUCAAGGUUA